AUGGAUACCCCUCACCAUGACGCCCACGCCUCCCACAUGGUCGUUUACCAAGUCACCCUCUCCGCCCUCAUCAUCACCCUCAUCGCCCUCUCCGCCUUUCUAUGCUACAUCAACUGGCGCUACUGGAAGGUCCGCGGCCAAGGCGUCAAGGCCGUGGAGCUCGCGCAGAAGCUCAUGGAAGCCGUGCGUCGCCGCGACGAUCAGCUGGACGACAUUGAAGCGCAGCUCAUGAACUCGCAGCAUGCACGUUGUGGUUCUCCACGCCCCCAAGCGGGCGGACGUAUUCUUCAUGGUCCGGCUUUUGUCGUGGGCGAUGAUAGCGACGACGACGACGAUGAGACUGUGGUGGGUACCGUCUGCACCGGUCAUAGCGUGGUUGUGACCCCGACGCAGGGGGAGAAGCAGAUGCACAUUCCGCACAAGGCUGUGCUGGUGGACGAAGACGUUGAUGAUGAUGAUUUUGAUAUUGCUGACUUUGAUCAACGUAGCCUUUCACCACCCCCUGUUGCCUUUGGCCGAGGUAGGUCCUUGACCAAGGGCAUUCCGAUGAGUGAGAUGGCGGCCACGCCUGUUCUUAGGACGCUCGCAUAA
Messenger RNA from Emericellopsis cladophorae, 591 nucleotides. RefSeq lists its product as uncharacterized. The coding region runs from base 1 to 591 and encodes 196 amino acids. The record is from RefSeq and is a predicted model, not a curated record. Lineage: Eukaryota; Fungi; Ascomycota; Sordariomycetes; Hypocreales; Bionectriaceae. The transcript has a single exon.